UUCCAAGUCUUUUGCUUUGGUGGAGUUGGAGCUGACGCGUUGCAGCGAGAUAAUCUGCCUGAACAUACCAUGCCUACUAGAGAGAUUCAGCCGGCUGACUGUAUUUGAGUGCAGCAAUCUGAAAAUGGUAAAGAGUAAUGCUCCAAACUUAACCACUCUUAGCUUUACUGGUAACCCAGUAGAAUUCACACUAUCCCAAGUGAAGGAGCUACAGAUGGACUGUUCAGACGUGUCCAACUUCAUCUGUUAUGCGAUUACCAAGCUUCCCUAUAGUUUUCCAAAUCUUAUUAGUCUUACCCUAUGUUCAGUUAAUGAGGGCGUUAAUACACCAACGGUAGCUGCCAAAUUUCUUCAUCUCAAGCACCUGAAAAUUUAUCUUGAAGCAGAUGAGGCAUUGCCUCCAGAAUAUGACUAUAUGUCUUUGGUUUCUUUUCUUGAUGCCUCUCCUGUUUUAGAGACUUUCAUCUUGAGUGUGCAACAGGAAGACAUAAAGCAUGGCCGUGUUUCUGAGGUUGCCUCAGAUAUGAGGCAGAUGCCUGAACACAAGCAUUCCAACCUCAAGAAUGUGAUGAUCCUUGGGUUCUGCACUGCAAAGAGCAUGGUUGAGCUAACAUGCCAUAUACUGGAUAAUGCAACAUCACUGAAAAGAAUUACAUUGGAUACCGUAUGUGAUUUCUCAGAUGAAUGUAAGAUUAGCAGGUGCUAUAUAACUUCUGCCCGCAGAACUGGUGACUGCACACCUCUAAGUAAUAAAAUGAUCUUGGAAGCAGAAAGAGGAACCAUGGCUAUUGAAAGGUACAUCCUGGGAAAAGUUCCCUCCACGGUUGAGUUAACCGUUCGUGGGCCUUGUACCCAUUGCCAUGUUACUAAAUAGGCCGAAAGAUCAUACUGAACUUUGUAUAGUUACAUGUGUAGUUAGGCAACACUCAAACUAAAUUAUCAGCAAUUCCUGUGGUUUAGUUCGUUUACAUCCCAUCUAUUAUGAUUCAUUUAUCCGUCUACAACUAGUCUUCUCCGUUCAUGAACAAACUCAUCCUCCUCGCUAUC
This is a messenger RNA of Oryza brachyantha (malo sina), 1047 nucleotides long. RefSeq lists its product as uncharacterized. The record is from RefSeq and is a predicted model, not a curated record. The transcript is spliced from 3 exons. Bases 125 to 874 code for a protein of 249 amino acids. NCBI's taxonomy places the organism in Eukaryota, Viridiplantae, Streptophyta, Magnoliopsida, Poales, Poaceae.